This is a messenger RNA of Octopus sinensis (East Asian common octopus), 9993 nucleotides long. RefSeq names its product inositol 1,4,5-trisphosphate receptor type 1. The transcript is spliced from 63 exons. The record is from RefSeq and is a predicted model, not a curated record. Lineage: Eukaryota; Metazoa; Mollusca; Cephalopoda; Octopoda; Octopodidae. Bases 352 to 8550 code for a protein of 2732 amino acids. Gene Ontology annotation, cellular component: membrane; endoplasmic reticulum. Gene Ontology annotation, biological process: calcium ion transmembrane transport. Gene Ontology annotation, molecular function: inositol 1,4,5-trisphosphate-gated calcium channel activity; inositol 1,4,5 trisphosphate binding.
AUAGAUAGAUAACAUGAGUGGAAAAGAAAGUGUAAUAUAGUCACUCAUAUUCCACUCUCUUCUAUUUCACUAUCUCUUUUCCCGCCCCCUCUCUCUGCGCACAUACAUACAUACAUAUAUAUAUAUAUAUACAUAUAUAUAAAGUAAAGCUUGUUUAAAGAGAAAUAGCUGAUUAUCAGCUAGUAAAUAAUAUCACUAGUGUAGUUACAAAGGGGGAUUUGGUGUUCGAGAUGGAGACUUUAAGGUGACGUUUGGUGGUGGCUUUAUUUUUACCCUCCCACGUUUUUUUUUGUUUCCUUUCGUCGUCGUCUGAGAGGCAUUGGUCAACUGGUGUCAUUCUUGGUUGACAAAAUGUCUAACACAUUCCUACAUUUAGGAGACAUUGUAUCUCUUUAUGCUGAAGGCAGCGUAUGUGGCUUUAUUUCCACGCUGGGACUUGUGGAUGACAGAUGUGUUGUACAACCAGAUGCUGGAGAUAUUACAAAUCCACCCAAAAAAUUCAGAGAUUGUCUUUUCAAGAUCUGUCCCAACAAUCGUUAUUCUGCUCAAAAACAGUUCUGGAAAGCAGCUCGCCAUGGUGUAAAUGCCACGGAUGCUGUAUUGCUGAAAAAACUUCAUCAUGCUGCUGAGUUUGAGAAGAAACAGAAUGAAGCAGAAAACAAAAAAUUAUGGGGUGAAGUGAUACAGUAUGGUAAUGUGAUUCAGCUUCUACAUUUGAAGAGCAAUAAAUAUCUUACUGUGAAUAAACGGUUGCCUGCUUUGCUGGAGAAAAACGCCAUGCGUGUGACUUUAGACAGUGCAGGAAAUGAAGGAUCUUGGUUCUACAUUGUUGCUUACUAUAAACUACGAACACCUGGUGACAGUGUAGUUGUUGGAGAUAAAGUAAUUUUAAAUCCUGUCAAUGCUGAUCAACCAUUGCAUGCAAGCAAUUAUAACCUGAUUGAUAAUGUUGCAUGCAAAGAGGUGAAUUCUGUAAACUGCUCAACAUGCUGGAAGAUCAGUUUGUUUAUGGACUACAAAGAAAACAAAGAAGAUGUCCUGAAAGGCGGAGAUGUGGUACGUUUAUUUCACGCUGAACAAGAGAAGUUUUUAACUGGUGAUGAAUAUAAGAAAAGGCAGCACAUAUUUCUCCGAACAACAGGGAGAACAUCAGCUACUGCUGCAACAAGUUCAAAAGCUUUAUGGGAGGUUGAGAUUGUCCACCAUGAUCCAUGCAGAGGUGGAGCUGGUCACUGGAACAGCCUGUACAGAUUUAAACAUUUAGCAACUGAUCAAUAUUUGGCAGCCGAGGUUGAUAAUGACCCAACAGUGGAUUUAAUGCGAAACAAACUAAGAGGAUUCCUAACUAAUCAAGUGUAUUGUUUGGUGUCAGUCCCAAAUGGUAAUGAUAUUUCGUCUUUGUUUGAGCUUGACCCAACGACCACUAUACGUAGUGAUUCAUUAGUGCCAAGUUACAAGUUAGGUUCCCCAAUGGAAAGAUCUUCCUUUGUUCGUCUUCGACAUCUCUUCACAAACACCUGGGUACACAGUACAUCCAUACCUGUCGACAAAGAUGAAGAUAAACCUAUCAUGAACAAGGUUGGUUGUGCUUCCAUUAAAGAAGACAAAGAAGCCUUUGCAAUAGUUCCAGUUUCACCCCAAGAAGUUCGUGAUUUAGAUUUUGCCAAUGAUGCCAGUAAAGUUCUAUCCAAUAUUGCAAUGAAGCUGGAAUCUGGUUCAAUAACUCAGAAUCAAAGAAGGACUGUCACCCAACUUCUGUCAGACUUGCUAUAUUUUCUGGCCAACCAAGAGAACACUGGUGCGGACCCUCUAGAGCUAGAAGUAUCUAAACCAGAUCGUGAAAGACAAAAACUGCUCAGAGAGCAAAAUAUUUUAAAACAAAUUUUCAAAAUUCUUCAAGCACCAUUUAAAGAUACUGGUGAAAGACCAUUUCUUCGCAUGGAAGAACUUGCUGAUCAACGCCAUUCAAAUUACCGAUAUAUCUGUCAGUUAUGCUAUCGAAUUCUCAAUCUUUCCCAACAAAGCUAUCGAAAAAAUCAAGAAUACAUUGCCAAACAGUUUCCAUUCAUGCAAAAACAGAUUGGAUAUGAUGUACUUGCUGAAGAUACCAUCACAGCUCUUCUUCACAAUAACAGGAAGCUUUUAGAAGAACACAUCACUGAAUCAGAAAUUGAAACAUUUAUUGCUUUGGUUCGCAAGAACCGGGAACCAAGAUUGAAUGCUCCCAGUCAACCAUGGAGAUUUUUGGAUUACCUUUCUGACUUGUGCGUUUCCAAUCAAGUUGCAAUACCUAUUACUCAAGAACUAAUAUGCAAAAGUAUUCUUAGCCCAAAUAAUGCAGAUAUUCUCAUUGAAACUCGAAUUGAAAAAACUGAAGUGGAAGUGGAAGUGGAGGUUGAGAUUCAAGAUCCUCAUCAGGAUGCCGGACAGGUAACCUCCUUUUUGGACACACAGGAAGAAGAAGAUGUGAUUCUUGUCUGGGACAAUGAUCCUAAACAAAAAUCUAUCCGUGAGCUAGCUUAUGAAAAAGCUGAAUGCAUAGACAAUAAUGACAGAGAUAUUCUAGAAUACUACAGGCACCAGUUAGAUCUCUUUUCACACAUGUGCCUGGACCGACAAUAUUUGGCAAUUGACAAACUUAGUACAGAGCUUGACAUUGAACUGAUUCUGAAGUGUAUGGAGGAUGAGAUGCUGUCAAAUGAUAUCAGAGCAUCUUUUUGUCGUUUGAUGUUACACAUGCAUGUGGACCGAGACCCUCAAGAGAAGGUUACUCCAGUCAAAUAUGCCAGACUUUGGUCAGAAAUUCCUCAAAAGAUUCUGAUUGAAGAUUAUGAAACGCUUCAUAGUAAAGAUACUGAAAAGGAGAAAGUCAAAAGCAGAUUUGCAUCAACCAUGAAAUUUGUAGAGGAUUAUUUAUCUACAGUUGCUGCUGAUACAAGUUGGUCACAGAAGGACAGAUUCCAGAAUGAACUUACUUAUGAGGUUGUGAACUUGGCCAAACAUCUGAUCUACUUUGGAUUUUACACAUUCAGUGAUUUGCUUCGUCUUACAAAGACAUUACUAAUUAUACUUGAUUGCACUCCCAGUGAACAGAACGUUCGAAUGAACAAACUACUUGUUGAUGAAUCUGAAGACAAAAGCAGCCUUCCAGCUCAUUUAUUAACUAAGAAAAGUGUAGACAAAAACAGCACGAUUAUCAUGGACACAAAAUUAAAGAUUAUUACCAUACUUCAGUUUAUUCUUCAUGUACGCUUGGAUUACAGAAUCACUUGUUUGUUGACCAUAUUCAAAAGGGAAUUCCUGGAGAAAACCGAUGGCACACAAGCACUGGGUUUUGACAACGUAGCAGCUCAAGCGGAAGAUGUCUUUGGUGGGAGUUCUGAAACAGCGGAAUUAGAUUUAGAUGGACAAGGUGGUAAGAUGUUUCUCCGGGUUCUUCUUAACCUAGUGAUGCACAACUAUCCUGCAGUUGUAUCAGGAGCUCUCCAAUUACUCUUCAGGCAUUUUAGUCAACGGCAAGAGGUUCUUCAAGCUUUUAACCAAGUCCAACUAUUGGUGUCUACAAGCGAUGUUGAAAACUACAAACAGAUUAAACGAGAUUUGGAUGACCUGCGCUUGUUGGUUGAGAAAUCAGAACUGUGGGUGUAUAAGGCUAAACCACCCGAUGGCAAAAAGAAGAAAGCUACAAAAGAAGAAAAAGAGGGUGGUUCAAAAAAAGAAAAAAGUGAAUCUAAAAUGCGAAAACAAAAUGCCUGGGAACUUGGAGCUGAUCAAGGCUCAGCUAUUGAUCUGGGUUUAGGACCUAACAUUGAUAAAUUAGCAGAAGUUAAUUACAAAAAGAAAAAAGAAAUCCUAUUGCGCCUUACUAAACUGUGUGUCCAAGAAACAUCAGAGGGAAAUAAAAAGCCAAGGAAACAUGAACAACGACUACUUAGGAAUAUGGCUGCUCACUCUGUUGUUUUGGAAUUGUUACAAAUUCCUUUUGACAAGAACAAAGAUAUCCGUAUGCAUGAAAUUAUAAGACUGGCUCAUGAAUUUCUUCAGUGCUUCUGUCUUGGAAAUCCUGCAAAUCAGGUUUUACUUCAUAAAGAAGUUGACCUUUUCUUGAACCCAGGAUUAUUGGAAGCUCAGACAAUGAAAUCCAUUUUUGAAGAUAAUGUACUAUUAUGCAAUGAAAUUUCUGAACGAAUUGUGCAACAUUUUGUUCAUUGUAUAGAGACACAUGGCAGGCACGUUCAGUAUCUGAAGUUUCUUCAAACUAUUGUUAAGGCUGAAGGACAAUACAUCAGAAAAAGUCAAGACAUGGUAAUGGCUGAGCUUAUCAGUGUUGGAGAGGAAGUACUUUUGUUUUACAAUGACAAACCAUCAUUUGAUACUCUGGUGCAACUAAUGCGAUCUGAACGUCAUCGCUCUGAUGAGCGUAGUCCUCUAGCAUACCACAUCAAUUUAGUACAGUUACUAGCUUUGUGUACAGAAGGAAAGAAUGUAUAUACAGAAAUCAAAUGUCACUCACUGCUGCCUUUAGAUGAUAUUGUUAAAGUUGUGACUGAUGUAAACUGUAUUCCUGAGGUGAAAAUAGCUUAUAUUAAUUUUCUAAACCACUGCUAUGUAGAUACUGAAGUUGAAAUGAAGGAAAUUUAUACGAGUAAUCAUUUAUGGACAUUGUUUGAAAACUUUUUACUUGACAUGGCCAUUGUGAGCAAUGCAACAACUGACCGACAACAUGCUGACCUUGUCCUUGAACAAUAUGUUACCACUAUAAUUACUAGUAUCAUCACAACAUUUUUUAAUUCCCCCUUCUCUGAUCAAAGUACUACUGUUCAAACAAGGCAACCUGUGUUUAUAAAACUACUUCAGGGUGUACACCGAUUGUCCCAAUGUUUGUGGCUGAAUGGUGUGCAACGAUAUAAUGUUGAAAAUUGCAUCAAAACUCUUGCUGAUAUUGCAAAGAACCGCAGUAUUGCAAUUCCUGUUGAUUUAGCCACACAAGUAAAGAAUUUGUUUGAGAAGUCUCAGAUUGUCAUGAAGCACACCAAGCAUUGGAUAGCUACUGGCAGAAAACGAGAGUCUCUUCAUUCAAGUACUGUGUCCCGGGAUUAUAGAGUCAUCAUUGAAGGUUUACAGGAAAUUGUAGCUCUUCUGGAAGAACAGCUGAAACCUUUAGUCCAAGCUGAGAUGUCUGUGCUUGUUGAUGUCCUUCACCAUCCCGAGCUCUUGUUCGUUCAUGGAACAGAAGCUCGUAUCAAAUGUGAAAGUGGAGGUUUUAUUUCUAGACUGAUCAAGCACACAGAACGUUUACUGGAGGAGAAAGAGGAAAGAUUAUGUAUCAAGGUACUUCAAACUUUGAAAAAAAUGAUGACUGUCGAUAUUGAUUAUGGGGAAAAGAUUUUACAUGGAAAAGAACGUGAAGAUAGAGAGAAACUGUGGGAGGUGGACCUGAAGGCACUUAAUAAGACAGAGCUUGAUGACCACAGACGGGGUGAGGCUCUGCGACAGAGUCUGUUGACAAAAUAUUAUGGCAAAGAUUAUUUUCGAACAAGGCGAGAGAGUAUUAAUGCCAAUUCACCACAGAUGAAAAGCUUAGGAAUUAUUGGACCAGGUUCUGUAAUGGUCAGCCGAGCUGAAAUGACUCUCCAUGAAGUUCAAUGCCAUUUAGACAAGGAAGGUGCCUCUGAUCUUAUCGUGGACCUCAUUAUCCAGAAUGCGAGCAACCAAAUAUUCUUACAGACUGUUGAACUUGGAAUCGCUUUACUGGAAGGUGGCAACAGUGUUAUUCAGAAAUCUUUAUAUACAAGAUUGACUAAAGACAAAAGCUCUGAAAUAUAUGUCAAAGUGUUUUAUGACAAGAUGCGGGAAGCAGAAGCUGAAAUAAAGAAUACUAUAAUGGUUAAUACCAGUGAUACAUUGAGCUGCAAAAAAAUGACGACUAAUUCACCUCAGAAAGAAGUUAAUAAAGUUAGAAGUGUUGAUGGUAUGUCCAUCAUCAGUAGUGAAGGAGACAGUUCUUUAAGCCGGGGUGUUGGUCACGCUGAAGAGAUUGGAUCUGGUGAAGAGUUUCAUUCUAAUAAGACAACAAGCUGGGAGGAAACAAUGAUACAAGAUAAAAACAAAGUGUCUCCCCAGAUUGCUGUACUCCAACCAAUCUUGAGAUUUUUACAGCUUCUUUGUGAAAAUCACAACCGAGAUUUACAGAAUUACUUAAGGAGUCAGAACAACAAAUCAAACUAUAAUUUGGUGUGUGAGACCCUACAGUUCCUUGACUGCAUCUGUGGAAGCACAACAGGUGGUCUAGGUUUGCUGGGUUUGUAUAUCAACGAACAAAAUGUCGAUCUCAUUAAUCAAACUUUGACAACACUAACAGAAUAUUGUCAAGGACCUUGUCAUGAAAACCAGAAUGCAAUCGCUAUGCAUGAGAGUAAUGGAAUUGAUAUAAUUAUUGCACUACUACUCAAUGACAUCAAUUCCCUUGGCAAACAAGGAAUGGGUUUAGUCCUUCGACUAAAGGACAAUGCUUCUAAAUUACUCUUGGCAAUCAUGGAAAGCCGACAUGAUAGUGAGAAUGCUGAAAGAAUUUUGUACAACAUGAACCCAAAACAACUUGUUGCUGCUAUUGUUAUGGUGUUUAGGCAGGACAUCCUGGAUGAAAACUCACAAAAACCUGAGGUAAAAGUUGCAAAAGAAACCUUUCAUUCAGAAGAUGUUAUUGAUUGCGAUGCUGAUGAUGAAGAGGAGCACAGAGAUGGGCAAGUUUCGCCAAAAGCUGUCGGACACAACAUAUUCAUUUUAGCCCAUCAGCUUUCCCAACAUAACAAAGAACUGGCAAGUCUGCUGAAACCAACUGGUAAAGAUAUCUAUGGAGAUCAAGCCCUAGAUUUUUAUGCUAAACAUACAGCCCAAAUUGAGAUUGUGCGAAAUGACAGAACAUUAGAAAGAAUAGUUUUUCCGAUCCCAGAGAUAUGUGAAUAUUUAACAGAUGAAACUAAAAACAAAGUCUAUUAUACUGCAGAGCGAGAUGAUCAAGGGAGCAAAGUAGCUGAUUUCUUUGAGCGACAUGAAGAUAUGUUUGCUGAAAUGAAGUGGCAAAAACAACUUCGUGCUAAUUCCUUACUUUUCUGGUUUAGUAGUCAUAUGCUACUAUGGGGAAAUAUUUCAUUUAAUUUGGCUGUUCUCAUGAAUUUGUUAGUUGCCUUUUUCUAUCCUUUUGGACAGUCCACAAAAGAACUGGAUUCCCGCCUAUCAGGAUUAGUGUGGGCAGCCAUGUUUGCGUCCUUAGUCAUAGUCAUAAUGGUUCCUCGACCGGCAGGUAUUCGGACCCUCAUCGUUUCAACAAUAUUACGACUUAUUUACUCUGUUGGUUUAGCACCAACCCUCUGGCUUUUAGGAGCCUUAAAUGUGCUGAACAAAGGUAUAUUCAUUAUCAGUCUAAUGGGAAACAGGGGCAGUUUUACCCGCUCCUUUAAACACCUGCUGAUGGACUUUGAGCUUGUUUACCAUAUUAUCUAUUUGUUGCUGUGUGUGUUGGGCCUCUGUGUUCAUGAAUUUUUUUACAGUCUUCUUCUUCUGGAUGUUGUUUACAGAGAAGAAACCUUACUCAAUGUGAUAAAGUCUGUUACAAGAAACGGACGUUCAAUCAUUCUCACUACGGUUCUUGCCGUAAUUCUCAUCUACCUCUUUUCUAUCAUUGGUUACGUCUUCUUCCGAGAUGACUUUAUGAUGGAAGUGGAGCAUUUGACAGAAAUUCCAAACGACACUGUUUCUAAUAUUACAUCUGACACUUGCUCCAAUAAUGACAGCUGCUCUGUAAGUAAAUCAUGGGACCACUGGAACUGGUGGCAUAAAGAUGAAACAAGAGAUGAUGAUGUUGAAGAUAAACAGCGAGCAUGUGAUUCUCUGAUCAUGUGUAUUGUUACAUCACUCAAUCAAGGACUACGGAACGGAGGAGGUAUUGGAGAUGUCCUGCGCAAGCCCAGUAGUAAGGAACCAUUGUUUGUUGCACGAGUCAUCUAUGACCUUCUGUUCUUCUUCAUUGUAAUUAUUAUUGUCUUGAACUUAAUAUUUGGUGUCAUCAUUGAUACCUUUGCUGAUCUGAGAAGUGAAAAGCAACAAAAAGAAGAAAUAUUAAAGAACACUUGUUUUAUAUGUGGUUUGGACAGAUCAUCAUUUGAUAACAAAGCAGUGUCUUUUGAGGAACAUUUAAAAUCAGAACACUGUAUGUGGUAUUAUUUAUUCUUCAUUGUUUUGGUCAAAGUAAAAGACCCCACUGAAUUCACUGGACCAGAAAGUUAUGUCUAUGCAAUGAUUAAGGAUAAAAAUUUGGACUGGUUCCCUCGUAUGCGGGCUAUGUCUUUGACAGCAGAAGAGAGUGAUGGGGAACAGAAUGAGCUACGAAAUUUACAGCAGCAGCUUGAUAAUACAAACAAAUUAGUCCUUACCCUCUCACAACAACUCAUAGACCUCAAAGAACAAAUGACAGAACAAAGGAAACAGAAACAACGUUAUGGUUUACUGCAUUCUAACACACUACCAAUAGCAAAUAACCAGAACGUUUGAUUCCUUCACUACUAACAUCUUAGAUUUGUUCAAUGGAAGCUAUUGAUGUUCUCAAUGUCAUGUGAUGUUUGUACUGCGUCAAGUUCUCAAAACUGCUGCACUAUUACCGCUGCUACCAAAGAGAAUUGGUCACUAAGCUGCUGCUGCUAUCUUAGAGAAUUGGUCACAAAUAUCUCAUUCUAUUCACAUUGAGUAGAAUAUUAGACCUUAUUUCCGUAGUUACUUAUUUAACGGGAUUUUUCGGUUCUAUAUUUUUAUUUCAUUUAUAUAUAUUUAUUUAUAUUUUUGGAGGUUUUAUUGGGUUUCUUUUCUUUUUUUUUUUUUUUGUCAAUUUUCCUUUUAUAGAUAAUUGAAACAACAUAAAAACCACAAUUGUAAUUUAACCCACAUGAAUAUUUUUUUUCAUUUUUUUUUUUUUCAUUAACAAAUGAAAAUUGUAAUGAAAUCAGUCCUUCUUCCAAAAUAUUUCUGUGGUUUUUUUUUUUUUUUUGUGUGUGUUAUAUUUAUAGCUGAUACAUAAACCUCUAUAUGUGGACCCGACAAAACUUCUUUUAAAUGUAUAGAAAGUAUAUUUCACUUGGAGAACAUAUUCUGAAGUGAUCCGGCAAGGAGUUGUUUGAACCAUUUCAGUGUCUCUAUCUUUGGCAUAUAUCUGGAGGAAUUAAUCAGAUUAUACAUUAUACACAUUAAUACCAUUAGCUUUGUGUGUUGGUGCUUAUGUGUCCACAUGAGUGCUUAUAAAUAGAUCUAUACACAUAUGAGUAUGUGAGUGUAAACCUACAUUCUCCAUUUUAUUGCAAUAUUUGAUCACACAUAUAUGCAGUCAUGUAUAUCUCAAGAAAGCUGCAAAAAAUGCCUCUGUGUGCAUGCGUGCGUCCGUGUGUGUGUGUGUGUGCACAUGCGUUUAAAUUUAAACAAGGUGAGAACAUGCCCAACACAUGUAUGGGUGAGUGAUACUCUUUUUAUAAAAUUACAAAAUAUGAUUGUGUAGUACUGUGAUAUUAAUUUCCCAUUUGCUCUUUACAGAUUAAUAUUUAAUGUUUAGUAUCUUUCUUGUAUGCAUGUGUGCAUAUAUAUAUAUAUAUAUAUGAAUACACAAAGAUAUUCCUAGCAGGAUUGUUAACCAACAUUGAUUUAGUUGUUUUAUACCCACCUAAUCACACACACACACACACACACACACACACACUUAUCAUUUUAGAAAACACUUCCUAAUGAUGUUAUGUUCGAAACUAUCAUUUUGACAUCUUUUUUUUUCUCUCAUUAUACACUAAUGGUUAAGGGUUAACCUCCUUUUUUUUUUUUAAUUAAAUUUUAGUUUUUCAGUAUUACUCCAAGCAAAUGUGGAUUAUACCAACUUUUGUUGGAUGGUUGUUGCUGCUGUUAACAUCUACAUUCAGAAUCAGUAUAUGUAUGUCAUUAUGUAUAUAUAUAUAUAUAUAU